AUGAAACGUGACAUUGGACAAUGCAAAAGCCUAUUGUGUUGUAAUCGGGAAGAGUUGCGCCGUCUUUGGCUAGAAUUGGUUGAACAGCGACGUUCAAUUGAGCUUAUUGAAGUGCUCGAUCGUGUUAGAGCAGCACCUGAGGUUUUGAAAAAUCUUAUCACUGCUAAGGCAUGGCCAGAAGCCACAGAAUACUUGCUCAAAAUAACUGAUGUUAUUGCCAAGGAAGUGGACCAUGUGCCAGCCUUAGACACAAUUAAGGCUGAACUUGCUACUAGAAAAAAGACACUGGUUGAAGAAAUGCGAAAAACCUUAUUUUUCCUCGUAUUCAAUCAGCCCGUCGCUUUAGUAAUUGGUGACAAAAGUCUUCGUUGCGGUUUACCUACUAGAAAUCCAAAAUCUGAAUUGUCUGACCAGUUAUCCGAGUUUUAUUCAUCCGAUGGGAGAAAUCAUGCAGCUGAUGAUGUCAUGGCGCUUAACAAUCUUCCACUUUCCGACUGGCGCUCCCUUUCAUCCGAUCCGCCUGAGGUUGAUUCGAGCCUCUUCAAAGAUCCCCAGGCGGUCGCUGCGGGCCUUCUGACCAAGCGCCUGGCCAGCGGAGCCCUUGCAUCGUCAAGGGAGCCCAAGAGCAAGGUGGUGCACCACUCUUACGGCUAUGUGGACUCGACUCGCGAAACCGCAGAUCGCAUGAUCACUGACAAGAGGCAGUGGGCAGAAGCCAUCGUUGCAUUGACCCACUGUCUGCAUCGGCUGCAGAAACUUUCACAGGCUUUCUCUUCUUGGCGUGUGAAAGCUCACAGUGGUGAUGUCGUUGGAGAUUUAUCAGGUCUGCCGUCUCAAAAAGUGGGCCGAAACAGUCACGAAGUUUUCGCGCCUGCUCGGGGUUUAGUUGAAGCCAUUCACAAUUCGAUCACACUUCCUGCAAUUGCCGAAAUUGAAUGCACUCUGUCAGCACAAGGAGAAUUUUCUUCCCUGUCGAGUUUGCCUGAUUCAACAUAUUUGGCUGAAUUGUUGCAAAUUCUGUUUCCCUCUCUCUGCAUGCACUUCAAUGCCUUCAUGUUGGUCUUACGCACAAUCAAAAAAAUCAAGGAGCAAAAUCCUGGCGUCUCCUUCGACUUUUUGGAUGUUCUUUCUGAAGAGCACAUCUGGGGUUACAUCCAAUCAGAAAUCGAGACUACUGGAACCAGGUCACCACUUGCUGAGAAUCUGAAUUUCGUAGUAAUAUUGGCCUCAAUUGGGCCUGUCUACGACCGAAAAUGCCCCGAGGUUCAAACAGUCCUUUCUACUCACUUAUCAAACCAAAAAACAGCGCCUGAUUCCUCAUAUCAGACAUCAGACGCCCGGCAAAACGCUGCUUCAGCUGCAGUGGCUGUCACUGCCAAUUUCAGUGCAAGCAAGCUGGACCUGAAUGUCUUAAUGGGCAAGCGAAAGGGAACCAUACCUGCAUUCCUUUCGGGUGCAACCAGUGAUUCUGGCGGAUCAUCCAAUUCCCAAGGAGGUGUCACGUCUGAAAAUACUUCGACAGCCUUCAACAGUGGCGAACUUGGUGCGGGUUCAUUUUUCAGCUUUUCGAAAACGGCACAUAACCUGAGUGUGAAUAGCUAUCUCCGGGAGAAUCGCAUAAACAUGCCACUCGAUCUUUCCUCAGCGGACUCGAUUGAAAGCAAAUCAAUAAACACCGACGGUGCUAUUAGUGCACAAGCGGAUGUAUCUAGAAGCUAUCCACUUGUAUGUCUUCCCUCUGCUGACAACGUAAAGAGUAUCUACUCUAUGGUGCUCACUUUUGCUCGUGUCAUUGAAAUGCAGCCGAUUUCGGUCAAUAGCGUUUUCCAGCGGGCCCUGAGUAACGAGGAGGCGGAGGCGACCACAACCAGUAGUCGAAACCCUCCACCGCUUCCACCGCCUAGGGCGGGUAGAGGCGGCACUGGGUCUAUUUCCAUCACUCAAGGCCUCAAAGGCGCCUUCAUGGCAAUGGGCGCUCAGAAAAUGAUUCCAAAAAAACUCACGCUGCGCUGCCAGCUCAGAACUUUCUUACUAAAUUUCAUCGAACGCCUUUAUCUGCCGGAGGCUGAAGUAGAACUUCGGAGGCCUCUUGUUCUCGCCGUAUCCAGUCCGGAUGCCUUGACAGCCAUUGUUUCCCAGCAGACACAACGAGAGCUCGGUCUUCAGCGUCCCAUUCUCUUGGUUGCUUAUUUAACAAACCAAGCCUUGGGUGAGACCAAUGGCAUGGCCAUUGCUCUUCCCGACUAUGCCACCAACUGCUCUAAAAUAGGCCUGGCUCUUCUUGAAACCUUUCUCAACUGGUCGUCAUCUGCUUACCGUAGCAUUAGUACCUCUGGAGCUACUGGAUUAACCAUUCCAAGUGCUGAUUGGGCACGAGACAAAGAUGUCAGCAGAUUUUGGACAAAAUUUCCAGUUUGGCAACGAAUGGUGGCAGCUGACGCCUUCGUAACUGCCAGCACUGCCCACUCCGUGGGUAACCCUCACGAUCCUCAGCCGGGUGCGGUGGAUCGAAAAAACUCCACUGUUUCUGGUGAGCUGCACCAGUCCUCCGCCGCGGGCUCGGGUCUUAGCUCCGCCGCGGCCAUCGUCCUCGGUCUAUCGAAUCUCGGUCUCAACGGGCGCAGUGAGCCAGUGUUUGCUGGUGGACCCAGCCUCCAGGCGAUCCCAUUCGCUAACUCCUUUGGACUCAACGGCGUUGCCGAGGACGGCAUUGCUCCGGGCACCAGUGAUGGCGCCCAAAAUGGCGACCUUCCAAAGCACGCUGACAUGCUACUUCACGAACGAGAGGCGACUCGCCUAGCGGUAAAGGAGAUGGACCAAUUGCUUCAAAUGAUUCGAGACGAGAUUGGCUCGUCCUCCGAGCUCUGCCUGCCUACUGCCAAUAUGCAAACCGUCAAAGCCAUGGGGCGUCUACGGGAGUCAGUUCAUUGGCUGGAGCGUUGUGUGCAAACCUGGUUCACUUGGUUAGAGGGCAGUGUGCCCGGUCUCGACAUGGCCCCCUUCGCUGCAGCAGCCGAGGAGCUGACCUCCCUCUCCAACGCCUGCAUACUGACCAUCUAUCUGGACGUUCGCAUCCAGGCCUACAAUUUUUUUGGUAACCUGCCGCGCACUUCCAACUUCUGGUGCCCUGUGGACGAAGUCGACGUUGACCCCGAGGUGACCCGCUAUCUUGUUUACUUGGAUCAGCUGCAGGAGGUUCUGUUUCAUUCUUUUUGCCCUCAUGAACUACGGUUCAUUUUUGACGGUCUUGGCGACUUCAUAUCACAAAUAUUUCUUCGCCUCAUUCCAAACAUUACUCGAAUGAACGCGAAUGGCAACCGCAAAAUGUGUCGAAAUAUCUACAAGCUGCAGCAAGUUUUGGCUUUGCUGACGGAAAAUCAUGAAUCGGAUUUAAUUCGAGUCAAGCAACUCUACGAAUUGUUCUACCUGACCCCUGAAGCCGUGGUGAAUCGAAUAAUCGAGCAGGGAAUCGCCUUUGAAGUUGCCGUCUACCAGAACUUGCUGAAACUUUACCAGCGAAGCCACCCCUCGUACGACCAUAUCAAGACCGAUGAAAGCAUUGCCAAACUAACCCAGAUCAUUCGAACAUGA
Mesocestoides corti is the source of this 3591-nucleotide messenger RNA. The record is from the annotation of a GenBank genome assembly. Lineage: Eukaryota; Metazoa; Platyhelminthes; Cestoda; Cyclophyllidea; Mesocestoididae.